AAAUGGCGGCAUCGUGGCGUCUGGGCGUCGCAUUAAUCAUAGUUUGCUGUGUUGCAAUUAUGGCAGAAGUUGUCAACAGCCAAGGUGGCUAUGUCACCAACGACACGGUAUCGGUAUCGCUACCAGAGAAUAUGGCCGUGCAGUCCACGGUGAUAGAUCUCUCCACCUUCGUGGUGGGGAACGAGACGUCAUCUCCGUCCCCUGGGAACGACGUGACCACACCUAUCCCUACACAGACAAGCGCAAAUGACAGCGUCAAUGGUACCACUAAUGGUACCACUAAUGGUACCACCAACGGUACCACCAACGGUACCACCAACGGUACCACUAAUGGUACCACCAACGGUACCACCAACGGCGCAGCGAAUGGGGACACCAGUACCUACAAAUUCUUACUUCUGUCUGGAAACACGCGCGACCGGUUUGAUCUGGCCGAAGACACAGGUGUGUUGACGCUGGCCCGCCCACUGGACGUCACUGUCGACAGACGGUACGAUUUGAACGUCAGUGUACACCUGAAGCAGGAAAACGUAACGGCGUUCAUGACCGUGACAGUUGACAUUAAAGACGUGGAAGGUUACCCGCCUGUCUUUAAUAACGACUGCAGAACGCCGGUGGUCAAUGACGACAAGGGUGUUGUGUUUGAAACGAGCCUGGGAUUUCGCAUAGCAGCGUUCGACCCAAGUGGCGACUUCACCAAUGCUGACUUUUUCUUCGACCCGAAUGCUGUAGUUAAACUCCUGACUGACAACGACCAAUGUGGACUAGAGUACACGGACGUCUUUAUAGCAAACGAUGUCUUCUUCGCCCACCUGGUCAACGACUCCCAAAUCAUCUGUACUGAUGCCACUGAGGGAAACCAGGAAAGGUCCCAAAUGACCAUCGAUGUUAUCAGGCCCCCCUUCAGCCCUGACGACCCCCUCCAACACAAGAUCCACCCCGCCACCUGGAGCCUGAUGUUCCAGGACAGCUGGGUCCAGGCCAACAGUCCCUUCGUCGUGCUGGACAUGACGAUCGACCACGUGUCCUCCAGACAGAAGUCAAGUUGGAUCUGUUUUGGAACUCACGACGCAGUGAGAUUUGAGGUCAAACUGGACAUUUCUGCAAGAGGCUGUAGUGAGGGGAAGUACGGCGGACUGUGUGACCAGACCUGCGUCUGUCAGAACGGCGCCACGUGUCACGCCUUCAACGGCGCCUGUCUGUGUGCUCCGGGCUGGAAGGGGGUGGCCUGCGACAUCCCAAACCACGAAAACCUGAUAUUGACUAUAAGAGAGGACGAGAUGGUCGGCUCCACCGUACUUGACAUGCCUGGGGUACUUGAGUCAAACGGGUUCCUGACAAACCAGACUGGCGCCCGCUUCACACUGUUGUCGGGCAAUAAGUUCGAGAGAUUCACCCUUCAUGAGGAGACUGGACUCCUGAACUUGAGUCGGCAUCUUGACGUGACCGUGGACAGACAGUACAUCCUCAACGUCAGUCUACAACAGGAAAAGAACAACGCCACUUCGUUCAUUUCGGUGACCAUUGAUGUGGAGGACGUGGAGGGUUACCCGCCUGUCUUUAACGACAACUGCAAAACGCCGGUGGUUGACGACGACAAGGGCGUUAUGUUUGACACCAAGCUUGGAUUUCGCGUAGCAGCCUUUGACCCGGGUGCCAACUUCAGCAAUGCCGACUUUUUCUUCGACCCGAAUGCCGUAGUGAAACUCUUGACUGACAACGACCAAUGUGGACUGGAGUACGUGGACGCCUUUAUAGCAAACGAUGCCUUCUUCGCCCACCUGGUCAACGACUCCCAAAUCGUCUGUACUGAUGCCACUGAGGGAAACCAGGAAACCGGGUCCCAAAUGACCAUCGGUGUUAUCAGGCCCCCCUUCAGCCCUGACGACCCCCUCCAACACAAGAUCCACCCCGCCACCUGGAGCCUGAUGUUCCAGGACAGCUGGGUCCAGGCCAACAGUCCCUUCGUCGUGCUGGACAUGACGAUCGACCACGUGUCCUCCAGACAGAAGUCAAGUUGGAUCUGUUUUGGAACUAAUGACACAGUGAGAUUUGAGGUCAAACUGGACAUUUCUGCAAGAGGCUGUAGUGAGGGGAAGUACGGCGGACUGUGUGACCAGACCUGCGUCUGUCAGAACGGCGCCACGUGUCACGCCUUCAACGGCGCCUGUCUGUGUGCUCCGGGCUGGAAGGGGGUGGCCUGCGACAUCCCGGAUCCUACCGUGGUCGUGACGGCGAGUGACUCCUCACCCCAGGCUGGGGACGACUUCAACAUCACCUGCCACUCUUACAACAUAGAUGCUGCCAGCCUGACGUGGACAAAAGAUGGCAAGGAACUACCGGACGGAGUGAUCAGGAAGUCAUCAUUUUACUCCAACCACGUCCUGGCGAUACCACGGCUGUCGAAGGAGCAUGAAGGAGACUACGAAUGUGUCGUCCGCGAUGUGAACGGUGUGGAAAUGAGGGUGUCCCACCGUCUUGACGUGAGACCUAGGCCAGAGCCACCAAGGAAGCCCGGUCUGAGUGCCGGUCUAAUUGCCACUGCCGUGCUGAUCCCCGCCGCUGUGCUCUGCGCGGCAGUUAUAGUCAUCUUCUCCUUGAUAAAGAAGAACAAAGGACACAAGUACAAGAUGGACAGCGAGCUUAUCUCCUGGUUACAUGACCCGGAGAACAAAGACGUUGUUCGGAAAUGGCAGAUGAAGCGCGAACAGCUGACUAUCGUAGAGCAGAUCGGACAGGGCCAGUUUUGUUACGUUGUGAAGGCGAAGCUGCGGCAAAAGACAACGCAACUCACCGUGGCUGCCAAAACAAUUAGAGCUGACCAAGCAGGACCGGUCGUACAACGGGACUUCCUGAGGGAAACCAGGCUGCUGUCCGAACUCUAUAUUCCUCAAGACACUUCCUCUCCCUCGCAAAUCAACCGGAACAUCGUUCAGUUCUACGGAUACGUCUUGGACAAAUCACGUGUGUACCUGUUGGUUGAGUACGCCCCUUACGGGGAUCUCCGUAACUACCUGAGCUCCUGCCGCCACCGCUGCCAGUCCCCGGGGCAGCUGGGAGUGACGGCCGAGCAGGACGGGGAGUUCCUGAAGUUUGCACGGGGAGUGGCCAACGCGCUGGCAGAGCUGAAGAGGAAGAAGGUGAUCCACAGGGACGUGGCUGCCAGGAACGUGCUGAUCUCUGCGGACAGGGAGGCCAAGAUCUGUGACUUCGGGCUGGCCCGGGACAUCUACACCGAGUCUGAGUACGUCAAGCUGUCCAACCAACAAGGAGAUGACGGACCCCUGCCAAUCCGCUGGAUGGCGCUUGAGUCUCUCCAGGACGGAGCCUUCACCCACAAGACCGACAUUUGGUCGUAUGGGGUCUUCUUGUGGGAAAUCGCCUCUCUGGGCGGGCGACCUUAUCCAGACCUGUCCGCUGACAAACAGUUGAUAGACUGGCUAUCCACCGGGAAGAGGAUGGACCGACUGGACAGCUGCCCUGACCACAUGUAUAAGAUCAUGCAGAAGUGUUGGCUGAAGGACCCGGCAGCCCGACCAGACCCCACGGACCUCAUCCAGGUCAUGGACAAGAUGGCCUCUGGCGAGGAAACGACCUACUUCUUCACCGAGAGCUGCCACAGCCCCCCUGACUCAUCGGUGUACCUGAGGACCAUGCCGUCACAAAUCACCACGUACUUCUGACGCCGUGGGGAGAACAUGUGAAGUGAACAACUCAUGAACACUCGACGACAUCAUUGUGUAGUGUUGUGCUUAUUGUAUAUGGAUCAGCAUAUACUAGUAUUCAUUUAUUGUCAGCCAUGCAUAGGAGACACUUUGGAUCUACAAAUGACAGGGACAAACUAUCAAAGCUCGCAAUAUAUCUAUCUAUCUAUCUAUCUAUCUAUCUAUCUAUCUAUCUAUCUAUCUAUCUAUCUAUCUAUCUAUAUAUCUAUCUAUC
Messenger RNA from Branchiostoma belcheri (Belcher's lancelet), 3939 nucleotides. RefSeq lists its product as uncharacterized. Gene Ontology annotation, cellular component: signaling receptor complex; membrane. NCBI's taxonomy places the organism in Eukaryota, Metazoa, Chordata, Leptocardii, Amphioxiformes, Branchiostomatidae. Gene Ontology annotation, biological process: multicellular organism development; protein phosphorylation; positive regulation of kinase activity. Bases 3 to 3683 code for a protein of 1226 amino acids. The record is from RefSeq and is a predicted model, not a curated record. The transcript has 28 exons. Gene Ontology annotation, molecular function: calcium ion binding; ATP binding; transmembrane receptor protein tyrosine kinase activity.